This is a messenger RNA of Cynocephalus volans (Philippine flying lemur), 4994 nucleotides long. It is a transcript of the gene PDE7B, whose product is annotated as phosphodiesterase 7B. Bases 317 to 1672 code for a protein of 451 amino acids. The transcript has 13 exons. The record is from RefSeq and is a predicted model, not a curated record. Lineage: Eukaryota; Metazoa; Chordata; Mammalia; Dermoptera; Cynocephalidae. Gene Ontology annotation, molecular function: 3',5'-cyclic-AMP phosphodiesterase activity.
CCUCCCAGCCUCGCAGGCCGGCUGCCUGCUCACCCAGCCAGUCGGUCGGUCUGGGCACUGCAGCAGGCUCGGCUCUGUCCCAGCACUCGUCUGGGAGGAAAGUGGUGUACUCACCCAGAGGAGUCUCUCUUUCUACCUUCCUUCUUUCUCAAUCUGCAUGCUUUUAUGUUUCUUUUUUUUUUUUUUUUUUUGACUUACUUAUAUUCCUAAUCCUGGAUGAAGUUGCUGGAUUCUGCAGCACAAGUCUUCAUGAACAAGCAGCACCGCUCAGAGAUUUCACGGCAUUCAAAGGUCACAGAACUGCCACUAUGGUUAAAUGUCUUGUUUAAUGGUUGAGAGGUGUGGCGAAAUUUUGUUUGAGAACCCUGAUCAGAAUGCCAAAUGUGUUUGCAUGCUAGGAGAUGUACGACUAAGGGGUCAGACGGGGGUUCCUGCUGAACGCCGUGGCUCCUACCCAUUCAUUGACUUCCGCCUGCUGAACAAUACAACACACUCAGGAGAAAUUGGCACCAAGAAAAAGGUGAAAAGACUGUUAAGCUUUCAAAGAUACUUCCAUGCAUCGAGGCUGCUUCGUGGAAUUAUACCACAAGCCCCUCUCCACCUGCUGGAUGAAGACUACCUUGGACAAGCAAGGCAUAUGCUCUCCAGAGUGGGAAUGUGGGAUUUUGACAUCUUCUUGUUUGAUCGCUUGACAAAUGGAAACAGCCUGGUAACACUUCUGUGCCACCUCUUCAACACCCAUGGACUCAUUCACCAUUUCAAGUUAGAUAUGGUGACCUUGCACAGAUUUUUAGUCAUGGUUCAAGAAGAUUACCACAGUCAAAACCCAUACCACAAUGCUGUUCACGCAGCCGAUGUCACCCAGGCCAUGCACUGCUACCUGAAGGAGCCAAAGCUUGCCAGCUUCCUCACACCUCUGGACAUCAUGCUUGGACUUCUGGCUGCUGCAUCACAUGAUGUUGACCACCCAGGGGUGAACCAGCCAUUUCUGAUCAAAACUAACCACCACCUUGCCAACUUGUAUCAGAAUAUGUCUGUGCUGGAGAAUCAUCACUGGCGAUCUACAAUUGGCAUGCUUCGAGAAUCAAGGCUUCUUGCUCACUUGCCAAAGGAAAUGACACAGGAUAUCGAACAGCAGCUGGGCUCCUUGAUCUUGGCCACAGACAUCAACAGGCAGAAUGAAUUUUUGACCAGAUUGAAAGCUCACCUCCACAAUAAAGAUUUACGACUGGAGGAUGCACAUGACAGGCACUUUAUGCUUCAGAUCGCCUUGAAGUGUGCUGACAUUUGCAAUCCUUGUAGAAUCUGGGAGAUGAGCAAGCAGUGGAGUGAGAGGGUCUGUGAAGAAUUCUACAGGCAAGGUGACCUUGAACAGAAAUUUGAACUGGAAAUCAGUCCUCUUUGUAAUCAACAGAAAGAUUCAAUCCCUAGUAUACAAAUUGGUUUCAUGACCUACAUCGUGGAGCCGCUCUUCCGGGAAUGGGCGCGGUUCACCGGGAACAGCCCCCUGUCGGAGAACAUGCUGAGCCACCUCGCGCACAACAAAGCCCAGUGGAAGAGCCUGUCGCCCAAGCAGCACCGACGCAGGGGCAGCGGCGGCGGCGGCCCCGACCACGCGGGCCCGGGGACCGAGCAGGAGGAGCAGACUGUGACGGGAGGCGACGCGCCCUAGUGCGGUUCCUGCCUGGGGCUCUUGUGAACGCCACCCUCCUCCUCCUCCCCUGCCUCCCCUCCUUUCUCCAAGUGUACAGAAGCCAUUUGUCACCUCAGCAUUAGCUGCCGAAAUGAGCAGCUCCAUUCAGGAACGUGGGAGCUGGUUCCAGGGGCAGGCUCGCCCCCCAGGAGGAGACUGGGAGUAAGAAAGAGGUGCUCUGCCAUGUCCCCAUGGCCCUGGGUCACACUGUGACAGGCGGCAGUGCCUCAGUCCUGAGCGUUGUAGCGCUUGCCAUCAGACUGCUGAUCUGCAUGACAAAAACACCAGCAUAUUUGGAACUCCAAGGAUAUUGGUCUUAAGUGCAAGAGCACAAAUGAGCUUGAGAGAAAGUACCUUCUAUUUUAAUAAUAAUUAUUAUUAUAAAAAUAAUAAUAAAUCUUUUUAACUUUUAUAUUUCAUGCACUAGACAAUGGAUCUAAAACUCUGGACUGAUUACUCAAUGUACCCAAACGGACAGGGGGUUCAUUGUUUUGAUAUUGACUUUAUGCCACUUUGGGUCAGAGAUUUGGCAUCUUCUGAGUUUAAGAAACCACGUUUCCUAAUCCGAUCCGAGGGGAAGGUGCUGUACAGUCCAUUCCUUUGCACCAUUAGCCAAUCUGUCUUUUAUGGAUUCACUGACAUGUUUAUAUUCACACAUGUACAUUUCUGUAAAUACCAAGCGCUACUGAUUCCCAUGCCAAAAUACAUGAGUAUUAUGGGAUUGCUACCUGUAUAAACAAUGGCACUGUGAACAGAAUACUGUUAGUUUUAAUACAAGAGAAUGCAUUUGUAAAUAUGGUAUAGAGUUUAUUAAUAUACUAUUGUUUGCAGAUAAAGGCCUUAACUUUAAACACCUUUCAUCUUCUGAAAGCUGCCCCCCUGAAAUCCUCACAGAUGUCUUUCUGAACUGCCUUCCCAUGUCCAUCUUUAUGCUUCCCAGCUAAGGUCACAAACCAAAACUGAAUAAAAUCUCUGAGGAAACAUUAUGGAAACUUCACAUGCAUUCCUCUUGAGACCAUAGUGUUUAAUCUAUGGCACCAAGCAUCGUUUCCUCAGAUUAAUGAGACCCUUCAGCAAGCCUGGAGUCACUUUUCAACGCAGCGAUGUUUUAACAAGCCACCUGAUAAGCUCGUGUUUACGUGACUCUUGUUAUGGAACAUGGUGGUGUGUCAGCCACACAGGAGACAUAGCAGGUCUCGAAAACCUUCUAUGACCCUGUCAUCUGACCAUCAGGGAAUUCCCUGCUCCCAUACCACACGUUUGUCUGUUAUGGCUACAGCACCAAAGUACUUUUGGUUUAUGGUUGGCAUGCAUUUCUUUGGUUUAAAUAGUAACUGAACUUCUCCUUUUCCUUAAUUUCAUGUGAACAACUACCCAACUGUUUAGUUGAAGUUAAUGUUAUUUAAGUAAAGAAAAUAUUUCAGUUUUAUGAUGAACUUUACCUUUCUAGCAGAUCAUUGUGGUUAAUUAUGGCUCUAGCUGGCAGAGUCACCUUGGAAUUUUGCUGCCAUUUUUUCUGCAGACACUUGGCCAUAAAAUCAAGCAUUCUUCUCUCAUCCACUAAACUCUGUAUAUUGAACUGUUUCUUUAGAAGUUCUAGCAUAACUAAUUUUAGAUGAAAAUUGUUGAUGCCCCUUUCUAUUUACCUUACACAGUGUGGUAGGGGGGGAACGUUCAUUUCUGCCACUAUCAAGCUGUUUCUCAUGCUGAUAGAAUGACAGCUAACUCUAAUUUUCUGAGUGCAGCUGGUUUGUUUUUUCUCCUAAGAUACUAACGAAAUGUUAGAAACUUGAGUGGCUUGUAAUAAGUCCCUGUAGAGAGACUGAGGCUUGCAGAGUUAAGGUUUAGGGGAAAUUUUGGACAGUUUGUUAUAUUUUCUUUAAAGUAGGAGAGAUUGUCAGAUGGUGCUAAAGAAAGUGUGAAGAUCUUAUGAAAUGGGUGGGUGAUACGUUGAAAUUAUUGAUAGGGGUAAGAAGAGAGGCUGUGAAACUUAACACUAUCUUUGUUUUUGUUUUUGUUUUUCUGUGAUAACUGUGACCUGACAUAUGUUUCUUUAUUGCUCCGAUACUCUGAAGUUCUCAGCUUGGUGAGGUCCCGAAAGAGAAUGUGUUGGAUGUAUUCCUGUUUCUGAACCUUUCUUACUUUGGUUUGAUGAUGCAGAGAGGGCUUUUGAGUAGUCUAUUUUUAAUGUAUAUGAGAUCAAAUCAAGGAAAGCAAUUGCUGGGCAUGAGAAAGUAGAGAUAGGAAAGAGACACUGUUAGCUAAUGGGACCUCUAUCUUGAGUAUAGGAAAUGGACUUUGCUUAAAUUAUGAUUUUACCAUAACUUAAAUAAACAAGAUUGGGGGUAUUCUUACUAGGUCCAAGUUUAUAGGGCAGAAGUGUUUAUGCUACAAUUGGGUCUUGAAGAAGAAUUCACAGAGAAAACUACUAAAUAUCCAGUGGUUAAGCCUAUGAAGUAGUUACUAGUACAAUAAAAAUCUGAAGUAAAAUGAGACAUGAGGCAUAAACUGGAUGCAUCUGUCUCCUUCAUUCAACCUCUGGAGAUUUCUUGAGUUUCUCAUUUGUUGGCAGAGAGAGAGAAAGAGAGAAUGUGAAAAUUUCUUUUUUCUUGCCUGCUAGUGGCUAUCUUGCAAUAUUUCAACAGAAGGAGUAUAACUGCUAGAUAAGACACAGGUAUUGGAUCAUCCAUGGGUUUUAUCUUAACAAUCUUAUUCUCCUAGUCUAUAGACUAUCAAUAGUUGACUUAUCAAGUUUAAUUCUUCUAUUGCUUGAGAGGAAAGGAAUGAAAGGGCUAUUUUUAGUAAGCUGAAGGUAAAGACUGAAUUAAGAAAGAGAAAGAAUAUAUAUAUCACUGCCAGUCCUGAUAGGCAAAGCCUGCUUUUCCUUUUAAUAGCAGCGAUGAAUAGUCAGGACUCAUUCAUGAAACCCCGACCUACCCAUAACCUGCUAGGCUGAGUAAAAACCAGGCUCUGUCUCUCCCUGCUUACAGCUUCCCACAAAGGGACUUGGAGCGUGUCCUGCAACCCUGUUUUCAGAGAGUGCUUCCUACAAAACACAGACCUAUUUUGCAGUCUUUUCUCACGUUUGAUCAGAUCUGCUCAUUGAUUUGGAUUUGGUUAUGAGCUUGUAUCUCACUGUAUUUCUCAUGCUUUGUUCUUUUAAGCACCUUUAAAAUUGUGUCAUUUUGUGUACACAUGUGAGGUUUAAAAAAACCUUGUGAGUUUUGCUCAAAAUGUGGCCUAAAUAUUCAUUGGCAUGUCUACAUGAACAAUUAAAAAUAAAGAUAAUUUCUUUAAAAUA